Molecule: messenger RNA, 1383 nt
Organism: Oreochromis niloticus (Nile tilapia)
Lineage: Eukaryota; Metazoa; Chordata; Actinopteri; Cichliformes; Cichlidae
Gene: cgref1
Product: cell growth regulator with EF-hand domain 1
Exons: 7
Coding region: 270-653 (127 amino acids)
Molecular function (GO): calcium ion binding
Source: RefSeq, a predicted model, not a curated record
UCACUGAGGACGUGGACAAGGCGUGGCGGAAAAACCGGACGGAGGAGCACAAAGAGAUCGACGAAGCUUGCGCAAACUCACUGACACGACAGCGGCUGAGUUCUUCCACGUGGACCCUGUCAUUGACCAAAACACACUACUGUACUCCGUGGCAGCCUGGGGGCGCGCACGCAGUCGCCUUUGCGCAGUGCAGACCACAGGGCGGCGCGAGCAGGGCGGUGCGGGAUAGAGGUGAUCUCCAGAUAUGAACCUGUAAGGUGUCGGAAUUAAUGCCUUUUGCUGCUCAUACAUCAACUAUGCAGACAGGUAUGCUCAUGGAGUGUCACCUGGACCAGCUGGUUCCACGUGUUCUGUCUCUGACCCUGCUGGUACACCUGUGCCUAGCUGCACCAGGUCUUCCAGGAACACAGAGGGAGGAAUCAGUAGAUGCCCAUCCCCCUUCUGCAGCACUACCCAAUCCCUUUGGCUCUGGAGAGGAGGAACGCAGUUUGAGACAGAGUUACAUUCAAUCAAGCCUGAAGAAUGGAGGUCAAGGAGGACCAGAAAUCACCACCUGGGAACAAGAGGUAUUCUUCCUGUUUGGCCUUUAUGAUUAUGAUCGCAGUGGGUUCUUAGAUGGCUUGGAGAUGAUGAAGCUCCUCUCAGAUUUUUAACUCCCAUCAUAUACCUGGAGCAGAGGCCAGUGAGCAGGUGGUUUCUAUGGUAGAUUUCUUACUACAGACUCAGGAUCUAAACCAGGAUGGUCUGCUGGCUCUAUCUGAGCUGCUCUCCCCUUCACUCACUCACACACAGGACCCAAGCAACAACAAUGCACCUCAGCAGGAGCAGGAAGCAGUAGUGGAGGAACAGCUAUCAAACGCUAUUGCUAACGUGGACAGCGUCGGUGCAGUGGAGCAGAGAGAGGAACAGAUUCGUGAAGAGAUUCAGCUUCAAGAGGAUGUACAAGGAAAGGAAGUUGAACCCAUAAGGCAAAUGGAUGAAUAUGAGAGACAUCAAAUCCCAGAAGUCACAAUAGAAGAUCUGGGGCAGGACCACAAUAUCCCUGUACAUCAGGGCCAACCAGAGAUAUAAAACACACACACAUAAACACACUAGAGAAAACACCACUCUGUCAUCUAGGCCUCAGUCUCUUAUGUACUGUAUGGGAUAGCUUCUUAAUCAGCAUCCCCAAAAAUGGUCCUCUUCUGGAUCUGAGUUCUGAGUUUCUGCUAAUGCACAAUUCACUGGACUGUUAAACAUGUAGAUGGGUGGUCAAAAGGUCUUUCUGGUCAAAAUAUUUCUGCCACUGUAUUGGGAUGCUCAAUGAUUCCCAGAGCUUUUAAUGGGUUAAAGGCAGAAUGUAAUAUUAGUUGCAACAAUAAAACAGAAGCCAUGAUUAAAAGA